This is a messenger RNA of Lodderomyces margitis, 1506 nucleotides long. RefSeq lists its product as uncharacterized. The coding region runs from base 1 to 1506 and encodes 501 amino acids. NCBI's taxonomy places the organism in Eukaryota, Fungi, Ascomycota, Pichiomycetes, Serinales, Debaryomycetaceae. The record is from RefSeq and is a predicted model, not a curated record. The transcript has a single exon. Gene Ontology annotation, molecular function: monooxygenase activity; oxidoreductase activity, acting on paired donors, with incorporation or reduction of molecular oxygen.
AUGACUACCAAAAGACAGAAAAAAGAGAGAAAACAAAUCAUUGUCAAUGCAUUUGACAUGGGAACCCCUGGUUUGCAAUCACCUGGGUUGUGGAAACAUCCAAAGGAUAAAUCAAGAGAUUACAACACAAUUGAGUACUGGGUAAAUCUUGCCAAACUAUUGGAAAAAGGAAAGUUCAAUGCCUUGUUCAUUGCCGAUGUGUUGGGGCCAUAUGACGUUUACAAUGGUCCUAGGAACUUGACUGCCGCAGCCAAAGCUGGUGCUCAAUGGCCCAUCAAUGAACCUAGUGCGGUAGUUCUGGCCAUGGCUGCGGUGACAAAGAACUUAUCUUUUGCUGUUACUUCAAGCACCAUUAGCGAAGCCCCUUACCAUUUUGCAAGAAGAUUGGCAACGUUGGAUCGUUUGACAAAGGGGCGCGUUGGAUGGAACAUUGUAUCAUCGUAUUUGGACAGUGCUAGCAGAAACUUGUUAAAUGGGGAGCCAUUGCCACCACAUGACGAAAGAUACGAAAAGGCUGAAGAGUAUUUGGAAGUGAUUUAUCAACUAUUUUUAUCUUCGUGGGCAGAUGAUGCGGUGCAAUUAGACUUGCAGAAAGGUGCUUUUUCCGACCCCCAAAGAAUUAGAGAGAUCAAUUACGAAGGAAAACAUUUCAAAGUCCCUGGCCCAUUUAUCUGUGAACCAAAUCCUUACCAAAGACUUCCGGUUAUAUUGCAAGCGGGUGCAAGUACUAAAGGUAUGGAAUAUGCAGCAAAACAUGCUGAGGCAGUAUUCAUAAACGGCAAUACUCCCGAGGGAUUAAAAUCAAAAAUUGACAAGCUCAACUCUUUGAUUAGGAAGCAUGGAAGAAACCCUGAUGAUGUGAAAAAGGUACAAUUGGUUACUGUCAUUGUUGCACCUACCUAUGAGGAAGCAGUUGAGAAGUUUAAAGAUUAUAAACAGUACGCUGAUGUCGAAGGCGCUCAAGCGCUUUUUGGAGGCUGGACUGGAGUUGAUCUUGGCCAAUACGACUGGGACCAAGAAUUGGAUCAGGUUGAAAGCAAUGCUGUUCGCAGUUUUGCUGAUAUGAUGAUCAAGCCCUUCCCAGGAGAUCCACCAGAUAUUAAAAAGACUAGGGGCUACAUUGCUAACAAACUUUCUAUUGGAGGAUCUGGUGUCUUGUUUAUUGGAUCUCCAACUGAUGUAGCAGACGAGAUUGAGAACUGGGUUGAUGUAGCUGGUGUUGAUGGGUUCAAUUUCACCUAUGCAAUCACACCUGGCUCAUUUGAAGAUAUUGUCGAUUUGUUGAUACCAGAGUUACAGAGACGAGGCUUGGUUUGGGACGAUUACCCCAAGGAAGAUUUGACUUUUAGAGAGAAUUUGUAUGGAAUUGAUAGAGAAGAUGCUACAUUUUUGAAACCAGAUCAUCCUGCUUAUAAUUUGCGAUGGAAGGAGGGUGAAACUCGACAAGAGUUUGAAGCAAAAUUGGAGAAGACAUUGAAGGAGAAUUUUGCUAGUAAGGAAGAGUAA